Parnassius mnemosyne (clouded apollo) is the source of this 1317-nucleotide messenger RNA. The record is from the annotation of a GenBank genome assembly. NCBI's taxonomy places the organism in Eukaryota, Metazoa, Arthropoda, Insecta, Lepidoptera, Papilionidae.
AUGCACGAAAGCAAAAUGGAAGAGUAUAAGAAAGAGGAUUACAAUCCAUUUGAACAUCGAAAAGUAAAAAAGCCAAGUUCAGACUUAAGGUCUACAACUAAUCUUAUAAAGGCUUCUUUGGGUUCUGGACUAUUAGCGGGACCUUUGGCAUUUGCCAAUGCGGGAUGGGGAGUUGGAAUUGUUGGCACCAUUGUAAUUGGCAUUAUUUGUGGACACUGUGUUCACAUAUUGGUGAAAACUUCACGUGGAUGUUGUAAAUUGGAACGGAAACCAUUACUAGGGUACGCAGAAACAGCAGAAUCUGUUUUUGCAAAUGGUCCAAAACCAGUACGAUCUUACGCAAAUUGGGCCAAAAUUUUCAGCGAAUUUGCCUUGCUUUCAACUUAUGUGGGAGUAUGUUGCAUUUACACUGUUCUCAUAUCGGAUUCAGUAAAACAGUUAGUGGACAAAUAUUUCCCGUCUGUGAUUCUGCCAGUUGAAUACUACUGCCUGAUCAUAUUGGUACCAAUAUGUUUACUAUGUCAAGUCAGAUAUUUAAAGUGGCUAGCUAUUUUCUCCUCUUUGGCUAACUUAUUCCUUGUGGCAACAUAUCUAAUUUGUUUGUAUUACAUUUUCGGUGAGAAAAUUACAUUAGCUGACAAAAGAAUUGCUGGUGACCCAUGGAGAUUUCCUGCAUUUGUCUCUACAGUUAUCUUUGCUAUGGAAGGCAUUGGAGUGGUAAUGCCUGUUGAAAAUGCCAUGAAGAAACCCCAACAUUUUCUCGGAUGCCCUAGUGUACUCGUAGUUGCCAUGACAGCUAUAGUUUUCUUCUAUAGCACGCUGGGCUUAUUUGGUUACUUCAGAUACGGAGACGUUCUUAGAGGUUCUAUUACGUUAAAUCUACCACUGGACGACUGGCCCGCAAUCUGUGCAAAGGCUUUUAUAGCGUUGUCAAUAUUCUUCACAUACCCUCUUCAAUUUUACGUCGUGUUUGACAUUUUUAAAAAGCACACUGACCGAUAUAUAAUAGAUAAGUAUCGUAAUAUCACAGAAAUUGUGGCCAGAAUCAUUGGAGUUGCAUUUUGUGUCGGAAUCGGAAUCGCGCUACCUUUAUUGGAACAAAUUAUAAACAUCGUCGGUGCCUGUUUCUACUCUAUUCUUGGAUUCAUUAUCCCUGCUACUCUGGAGACUGUAUUCCGAUGGCAAAACCUUGGAAAGUUCAAGUGGGUGCUGUGGAAAAAUCUGUUAAUCAUUUUAUUUGGAUUUGCAAGCUUAAUAUCCGGUUGCACGGUCACUAUAUUGGAUAUAAUAAAUAUAUUAAACAAAAAAACUGAAUAG